Molecule: messenger RNA, 1248 nt
Organism: Lampris incognitus (smalleye Pacific opah)
Lineage: Eukaryota; Metazoa; Chordata; Actinopteri; Lampriformes; Lampridae
Gene: pxmp2
Product: peroxisomal membrane protein 2
Exons: 5
Coding region: 412-996 (194 amino acids)
Cellular component (GO): cytoplasm; membrane
Source: RefSeq, a predicted model, not a curated record
AGUUGAAUCAGGAUUUCCUUAUCUGGAUUAUUGAGCAUGUAUCGAGAAAUACUGCCAAUUUCGUGAUCUAAAGGCUGCUAGAAAAUGUAUAUAACUAUUGUACAUUCUAAUUUAGUGUAACUGUUAUUUCACGAUGUCCAGCAGCGUUCAAAAGAUUUUUUUUUUUUACUGCUGCACGCCUGGUAAUGAUUUACUGUCCGUGUUGUAAUCUGUACCUUGUUCAGUAUGAAAAACAGACCACUGGGGCUUCGUGUUUGUGUUGGUUUGAGCGCGUCAGGUGGGCGUAACUUGAGGACAUGCCGUGACGUCAGAGGUCUGGUGAGAAGACACGUGAAGACUGGCCAUGGCCCUUAUAUAUGAACGUCUAUGGCGGUCACGUCCGCGGUACAUGCCUAGCUCAGCAGCCUCACAAUGCCUGUUGACAGUUUGCCAAUCCGCGACUCGUCCAUCCAUCUGCGGCUCCUACGACAAUAUUUAAUCCUCCUGAAGAAAUACCCGGUUGUCACCAAAUCUGUAACGAGUGGCAUCCUUUCAGCAUUAGGAAAUCUCCUGUCUCAGAUUUUGGAGGUAAAAAAGAGAGCCAAAAAUGGAAUUCCAGCCGAGGAGAUUGACAUGGCAGGAGCGACCCGUUAUGCUAUUUAUGGGUUGUUCAUUACGGGACCAGUGAGCCAUUACUUUUACCAGCUCAUGGAAGUAUGGAUGCCCAGCACAGACCCAUACUGUAUAGUCAAGCGUCUGCUAUUGGAUCGCGUUGUCUUUGCCCCUGGCUUUCUGCUGCUCUUCUAUUUUGUCAUGAACAUACUUGAGGCAAAAGGGUGGCUGGAUUUUGAAAAGAAGAUGAAAAGUAGCUACUGGACUGCUUUGAAGAUGAACUGGAAAGUCUGGACUCCCUUUCAGUUCAUCAACAUCAACUUUGUGCCUGUUCAGUUUAGAGUGCUGUUUGCCAACAUGGUUGCCUUAUUUUGGUAUGCUUACCUCGCAUCUGUGAGGAAAUGAAACCUCCCAAGAGUUUUUUCCCUGAGAAACAGAAGUGGAAGACAUUGCCUCAUCCUGACGGUCCGGGGGGCACCUGUGGAUGCCGGGGCAUUGACCUGCUACAGUCAGUCAUCAUUGUGUGGAUCUCAAUUCACUUGUAGUACCUCUUCUAAUUCCUGCCUUAUGAAUCACAUGCAUUUAACUUGUACAUGGACUCCAAGUCACUGUAACAUGUAGUUUGACACUUAGUCCUAUUCCCAAACUAUCAAGAAC